Messenger RNA from Paramuricea clavata, 1590 nucleotides. Lineage: Eukaryota; Metazoa; Cnidaria; Anthozoa; Malacalcyonacea; Plexauridae. The record is from the annotation of a GenBank genome assembly.
AUGCCUACUAAACGCAGCAUCGUGCCCAGUUGGCUGGGUAAGUACGGUGUGAAAGAAGUCAAUGGGCGGGCGUUAUGUGUAAAAUGUCAACACGUAUAUGCAGCAGAGUCUAUAAAGCCCAACAAACUUCAGUGCCAUUUAGAGACACAUAGAAAUAUAUUCGCUUUGUCAGAAGAUGCUCGCAAGCGAGUAUUCAAGAAACUUGCCGCCAAUCUUGAUAAAUCACAACAAAUAACGAUGGGAAGUUUAAAUGACGAACAGAAAAGACAAAUAUUUGUUCUGAAAACGGCCUUCCUAAUCGCGAAAUCCAAACGACCGUAUGUCGAGGGUGAAGUAAUGAUAAAGCCGAGCCUCCAGAAUUUCGUCGAAUUGUUUGAAGGUGAAUCGUUCAACAGGAAAGUGAAGACAGCGGCCGACAGCGUAACGCUGAGUGAUACGACAGUAUGGAGAAGAACUGUUGAUUGUGCAAAUGAUAUUUCACAGCAAGUUAUUUCAGAUUUCAAAGAAUCGCCCCAAAAGAGUAUUGCCUUGGAUGAAUCAACUGACAAUACUUCGCAGCCACAGCUGGCAUUAUAUGGGAGAUAUAUAAGUCCACAAGAAGACUUGAAAGAGGAGUUACUUGAGGUACUAACGUUGGAAACGACGACUAAAGGACAAGAUAUUUUCGAUAUUGUUAGCAGAUUUUUCACGUUGAGUGGCAUUGAAUGGGGAUCCAUCAGCGAAUGCAACAUAGACGGUGCACCAGCUAUGAUUGGUAAUAUGAACGGAUUUAAACGGCGAGUGAAGCGAGUGAAUCCCGACAUGAAAUUCAACCACUGCAUUAUUCAUCGGCAAGCCCUUGCGAGCAAGGACCUAUCGGUCGAAUUUGAAAAUGUGAUGGUCAUCAUAAUCAAUUUCGUGAAAGCGAGAUAUUUGAAUGCACGCCUCUUCAAAAAAAUCUGCGAAGAAAAUGAUGCCGAAUAUGAAACCUUGCUAUUUCACAAUACUGUGAGAUGGCUGUCACGUGGUCGCGCUCUGAAGCGGGUGUUCUUACUUCGAGAGGAACUUUAUCAAUUUUUGACAGAGAAGGGGCAUAUAAAUGCCACUAAAUUCAACGAUCCUCAUUUUUUGGCUAAGCUGGCGUUCUUGACUGACGUAUUUACUCAUAUGAACUUCCUCAAUACAAAUCUACAAGGACGGGGAAAGUUUGUGUUCGAGUUACACAACAGCAUCCGUGGUUUCAUAAACAAGCUUGGCGUGCUACGAGAAGAAGCAAUCCAGGACAAUUUUAUACACUUCGAAUGUUUCUUGGAACUGAUCUGCUUUCUCAAUGAUGACGAUAUUGACUUCACGCCCGAAGUCCGGAUUCUGUGCGACUAUUUACAAAAACUUGCAACUAAUUUCCAAGAACGAUUUCCAGGUCUAGAGGUGGAAGAUUUCACAAUCAUACAGGCGCCGUUUACCGGAAAACCACGCGGAGAGUUUGCAAUGGAACUGAGCCAACUCCAAGCGAAACCAGUUGCCAAACUGGAAUUUGAUUCAGAUCUAUCAAAAUUUUGGCUAGGUCUCAGCGAAGAACAAUAUCCAGAACUAAAAUCAAUGGCUCAGAAG